AUGUAUGGAGGGCCAAUGGAAGUACAUCGAAGAGAAAGAAGCAUUGACUAUAUGGUAAAGGGAAGACUGCGAAAAAGAUGGAAGGACAGUAUCAAGGAAUUAAUAGAAGAAACUGAAGUGGAAUGGGAGCAGGCAUAUAAUAGUGUGAUGGAAGGAAGUAAUUUUAGCAGCUAA
Cinara cedri is the source of this 174-nucleotide messenger RNA. Lineage: Eukaryota; Metazoa; Arthropoda; Insecta; Hemiptera; Aphididae. The record is from the annotation of a GenBank genome assembly.